This is a messenger RNA of Esox lucius (northern pike), 2299 nucleotides long. It is a transcript of the gene stard15, whose product is annotated as StAR-related lipid transfer (START) domain containing 15. The record is from RefSeq and is a predicted model, not a curated record. Lineage: Eukaryota; Metazoa; Chordata; Actinopteri; Esociformes; Esocidae. The transcript has 6 exons. Bases 325 to 1116 code for a protein of 263 amino acids. Gene Ontology annotation, molecular function: lipid binding.
CUAACAUCCACGGUUGUGAUGAAAGGUGGGGGCGAGGACGUACGAGGGACGCCACAACGUCAAUGCACCUGCUGAAGUAGAUGACAGGAGCAACAGGACUCUCCGGGCAGCAGUUCUCUUGUUUUUUUGAUCGUUUCAUUUUAAAUUGUUAUUUUCGAACCUCAUUUGAAUGUUCACUUUGCGUUUAUCUAUCAGCUACAACAUCGAACAUUUGUGAGAGCACAACGAGAAAAAGAUCAGUUGAGAAAGGGAUUACAGCUAUCUGCCUUUCAUCAGUAUCCAACUGAUUCAUUUGUACCAUUAUUUCAAGGAGGGUACAAGAAGAUGCCAGUUCAGAUACCGGACGAUACAGACUUUACCUCUUUCAAGGAACAAUGUGAAAACCACGACGGUUGGACAGCGCGCUACAACAAGGGCAGCGUGACGGUUUGGUGCAGGGAUGAAGAGUGUAAAACUGUACAGAAACUAAAGAUGAGGAUAGCGUGCAAGGACGUGACCGCAGAGACACUUUACGAUGUCCUUCAUGACACCAGCUACCGGAAGAAAUGGGACAGCAACAUGAUUGACACCCACGACAUAGGACGGCUCACUGUCAACGCGGACGUGGGGUAUUACUCCUGGAAGUGUCCGAGCCCCCUGAAGAACAGGGACUUUGUCACCAUGCGUUCGUGGCUUCCGCUGGGAAAUGACUACCUGAUUAUCAACUACUCUGUCAAACAUCCGCAAUACCCACCCAAAAAGGACUAUGUCAGGGCAGUGUCCCUGCUGACUGGCUACCUAAUCCAAUCUAAUGGAGCGAACUCAUCCACUCUGUAUUACCUGACCCAGGUUGAUCCCAAAGGUUCCCUUCCAAAGUGGGUGGUGAACAGAGUGUCUCAGUUUGUAGCACCCAAGGCAAUGAAGAAGAUUUACAAGGCCUGUCAGAAAUAUCCAGAGUGGAAGAGGAAGCACAACCCUAACCUGAAGCCGUGGAUGUAUCCAGAACAGAACACCUUACCGUGCAUCAGCGUGGCUGAUCUGACGAUACAGAGGGCUGACUCACUGGAAAACAUUGAUGAGAGCAGCCUGAACGAGGAGAAACAAGCCCAGCAUCACAGCGAUGAUGAAGAGACCUAGGCUUACCCAACGAAGAGACUGUUUGUACAUACAUUUGUGGCCCAAAAUCAAAUUGGCCCUUUUGACCACAUUUCUUAAACACUUGUGGAGAGGAUUUGAAAGCUGUUAGAAAUAUGGUAGUACAUAAAAAUCUCUUGAAAAGUGCAUAGGAUAUAGGCCUAAGGGUCAAUUUGAGAUAAGGCUGUAUUGUGCGCGAGUGGCUAUGUGUGCGUGUGUGUGUGCACGAGUGCGUGCGUGUGUGUGUGAGAGAGUGUGUACAGUACACAUGAUGAUACAUCUAUGACUUUCAAUAAUUUUGAUCUGCAACUUUACUUUGUUUUCAACCCUCAACACUACAAUUCAUUGUUGCAUUUAGAUGGUCAUGUAUAGCUAUACAUCAAUCAGAGGAGUUCGAUAGGGUAUAUAGAUAUAGCAUGACACAUUGGAAUAUAAAAUUCUAUGGAAAUUAGCAACGUAUGCAAAGUGGCCUUCAAUGAAAUGCUAUAUAAUAUUUAAUUGAUGAAGAUAAUAAGUUGACAUAUAAUAAUUAUCUGUUAUUUGUUAGAGCAGUAGGUCAGCUUUGAUCGCUCACUUGAUUUUCCAAUGACAAUGAUGUACUUUAAUAUUAGGACUUAUUCUUCCUGAUUCAAAAUAUCAUUUGUUUUAUGACCCGUUGUCCUCACACAUUUGUAUUUUGUAUGUUUUAUUUGACGUAUAGAUUUCCUUUUGAAGUGACAUAUAAUACCAUAUACCCAAUCUUGCCGUCUAUAUUAUUUCCAAGCAUCUAGUGCCUCCCAGUGGCAGUAACAGGUCAAGACAUUUCCUCAUUUAACGAUAUUCCGGAAGCCAUGAGUGGUCGUUAGAACAAUGGUACAUUGUUAGUCUUUUUAGGAAGCGAAUUAGCAUAAUACACAAAGACAAGUGUAAUUUUGUACAGUCAGUGAGCCAGUGAAGAUUCUAAUAGCUGUCACUGGAGAAGACGGGUGGAGAGAUGGCAGCGUGACAGCGCCUAGUAGGUAGUACAAGCCCUGGGCUCCCCCACCCGAAAAACAGAAAAAAGAUUCAGUCAUAAUGGUUAUAACCUCAGGGUCGAGAAACUUGUUUAGCUGUUGAAAUGUUAUCAGUACAGUUCUGUUUUGUCUUAUUGUUCCUUACUGAGUUUUAAACAUUUUGUCUUUACUAAAAAAUAAAGUUAUUAUUAGGA